GAGGUGCAGCGACCCGUCAGAGUGAAGUUGACGCAGUGUGGCGAUGGGCCAUGCGACCUGCUUGUGCGUGGCCAAGGCUAGAAAAAGGCGGCAUUGUUCCUGGUCCAAACCAUCCUCAGAUCGCCUCUCGGUUCAGCGCAGCCCUCAGCCGUGAGCCGUGAGCCGUGAGCCCCUUAGCACAGCUCAGAUCAGCUCAGCUCCGCUUGGUGGCUGACCGCUCAGCAAGCAGCAACGUGGUGGUGAGCCGAGUCCAGGAGCAGCAGGAUCUCGGAGCCGAGUUGAGCCCCCCAGUAAACGCAUCGGGACCGGCAGCGGCAAUGGCAAUGGCAGUGGCAGUGGCAGGAUCGAAGUGGCGUUUCGCAGCUGUAAGCGUUUGUUUGCUGGUGGUGAUGGCGAUGGUGGCCGAAUCCAGCGCUGCCGGGGUGUGCGACCCCAACGCGCUGUACCCGUGCCUGCGAGCCAUUCAGGGAGCUCGGCCACCGCCGCCCAGCGCGCAGUGCUGCAUGGUGGUCCGCAGGGCGAACAAGAAUUGCAUGUGCGCUCAGCUGAGGUCCAGCUCCUUCCCCGCCCAGAUGGUGAACAACGGGUUGCGGCUGCCCAAGAAGUGUGGUCGCACGGAUCUGGGUGGCUUCCGCUGCGGGCGUUACACGUUCCCCAAAUGAGCGGAUGGUUGCAGGCGGGAAGCAGCAGGAAGGCUGGGCGGUGGGCAAUGCGGACCCGGGACGGCGUUGGGCAGCGGAGCGUAGGUGUGGAUAGUUCAUGUCGGUAUAGCCAGGAUCACGUGUGUGGCGGUGCAAUCAUGGGUAUUGUAUGGGACUCUUGUGGAUACCCCAUUGUAUUGUUUCUUUCCUUCCCCCCAUGAAACGCUGGCUUCCUGUUCUCAGCACUACUUGUCCCUUUCACGCGAGUCGUCCUGUUUUUCUACGGGCGCUGGAAGCCGUCGUGUCCCCGAGUGAGCAUGUGUCCACUACUGAUAGCUACUUGAUUUCUAUUACUUCAACAUUAAUCCAUAUGCCAAGUAAAAAUUUCAAUAA
Physcomitrium patens is the source of this 1034-nucleotide messenger RNA. The record is from RefSeq and is a predicted model, not a curated record. NCBI's taxonomy places the organism in Eukaryota, Viridiplantae, Streptophyta, Bryopsida, Funariales, Funariaceae.